Messenger RNA from Felis catus (domestic cat), 2082 nucleotides. RefSeq names its product ADP ribosylation factor like GTPase 5C (gene ARL5C). The record is from RefSeq and is a predicted model, not a curated record. Gene Ontology annotation, biological process: intracellular protein transport; vesicle-mediated transport; protein localization to Golgi membrane. Gene Ontology annotation, cellular component: trans-Golgi network; cytoplasm. Lineage: Eukaryota; Metazoa; Chordata; Mammalia; Carnivora; Felidae. The transcript has 7 exons. The coding region runs from base 738 to 1277 and encodes 179 amino acids. Gene Ontology annotation, molecular function: GTP binding; GTPase activity.
ACACUCCGCGUUCCUUUCCUGGGGCUGAAACGGGCUCUGGUAGUCAAUUCUCCUUCCUUCUAACUCCAGGCACCAAGGCGGGUGGGAUGAAAAUUCCUUAUUUAGCCAAUUGUUUUCCCUCUUCUCUCCGUGAACUUCCCGGCCUUCCUCAUUCCUCUUCAACUUGUGCUCACACCUCUUUUUAAAUGUUCGAAACACCAUCUCUCAAGCUAUGGCAUAACUUACCGUACUUCAAUAGCCGCACGUUUCUUAUGUGUGCCAGGCAGGGGACCAGGCCCGGAGUGGGGAGCAGAACACAGGCGAACAAGACAUGAACCCCACCCUCUAGGUCUCACAGCUGAUUGGCACAAACAGGCCAGUCUACAAUUUCAGGCUAAAGAGAAGCCCCAUUUGUCUGGAGCACCAGGCCAGGGCUUGGGAAGUAGGAGGCUUUUAUGGAAGGCAGCUAGUAAGUUUUAGGAGUCGAUCCACCUUCCUGGGAAAGUGAAAGCAUUCAGGUGGAGGGAACACAGAAGCAAAUGCCGAGUUGGAAGGGGCUCGGCCUCGGCGGAUGCAGGACAGAAGAGAUCACUUGCAAAGGCAGGUGAGGGCUGCUCACGGAGGCUCUUGAACGUCAGGCAAAACUUGACCCCCCCCGGGGGGCGGGGCUGCAAGCACCCUGGGUAGACCCGGGUGCCCGAAAGACCCGGGUGCCCGAAGGUCGCUGAGUCUUGCCCCUCUCCGGCCGGGGACGCGCUAUGGGACUACUGAUCGCCAAGCUGAUGAGCAUCUUCGCGAACCAGGAGCACAAGGUCAUCAUCGUGGGACUGGACAAUGCGGGAAAGACCACCAUUCUCUACCAGUUCCUGAUGAAUGAGGUGGUCCAUACAUCUCCCACCAUCGGUAGCAACGUGGAGGAGAUUGUUCUGCAAAAGACACACUUCCUCAUGUGGGACAUAGGGGGACAGGAGGCUCUGCGCUCUACCUGGAACACGUACUACUCCAACACUGAGUUCAUCAUCCUUGUGAUUGACAGCACGGACCGGGAUCGGCUGCUGACCACUCGGGAGGAGCUGUACAGGAUGCUGGCCCAUGAGGCUCUGCGAGAUGCUUCCGUCCUGAUCUUUGCCAACAAGCAGGAUAUGAAGGACUCCAUGACCACCGUGGAAAUCUCUCAACUCCUCACUCUUAGUGCCAUCAAAGACCACCCGUGGCACAUACAGGGAUGCUGUGCCCUCACUGGGGAAGGGCUGCCCGCGGGGCUCCAGUGGAUGCAGUCUCAGACCACUGCCAACUGAUGUCCCAGGCCGAGGCCAUCCAGAUACUUUGGGGGUUUUGCUUGGACUACGUGGGUGGAAAACCCAAGUGACUAUUCCUUUUCUACGAUUCUCGGAUGGGAGCUGGGUCGGCUAUGGACAGUGAGGUGAGAUUGCCACAGUCCACCCAACCCUGUGAGCUUGACUGCAUGCCCUGAAUUGCUGGAGACAGGACAGCAGAAAAGCUGCCCUUUCCUCCGUGGAAGCAGGUGUCCUUGGAGGCACCAGGCAAGCUGUCGGACAUGUUGAGGGAUUAGGACGUGGAGCCCAGUCCUGCAGCCCUUGGCCUGCAGCCUCUUUGAGGAAAAAAUGGGGGGGGGUGCGGAGUAAGAGACCCCCUGGAAUUGCUCUUUAUUUCCUAGAACCCCACCCCCGGCCCCUUGGCUCCCACCCCAGCUCUCUGGGCCCUCAGCCAUCUUUGAGGAAAGGAGAUUCCAGAGAGGUGAAGGGGCGGGCUCAAGGGAAGGAGGGCAAAGCCAAAAACUGGUGGGAAGGGAGAGGGAGGAGGACGGGACACCCCAGACGGGGACAGUCCCUUGCAUGGCGGGGAGUCCCACUCCUCCCAGGCCUUUCUGUUCCCUCUGAGAUGCUGGCUCUGACCACAGCUUGUGAGCGUUCAGCCGUCUCAUCCUAUGCCCUUCAUUCCCGGUCCUUUCAAUGUGAAUCCCAUUCCUCCCAAAUUUCCCUGAUUCCUACAGAGUGCCUACCUUGACCCUCUUUUGUAAUGAAUUUUUUCCACAUUGUUUUAGAAUUUUUAUAACAGUGUAAUAAAUGCCAUUGAAAACUG